AACUUUAUUUUUCACGCAGCAGGGGUGAACAACUUGUUGACAGGAGAACUCCAGCUUGUUCUCUAUUUUUUAUGGUGCUUUGAGCCAAAUCCGUUCCAUAAAUCGCUUCAAAUAAUUCUGCAGUUACAUGAUUUCCUCCAGGCCAGUGUCCCUACUGCUCUCGGAGGAGAAGGAUGUCACUUCAGUGAACAGUUGGCAGACUUCAUCGUCCUGCAUGUGAACGGCACAUAUCCUAGUCAGGUAAUCUCACACAACAGCAGUCAGAUGUUGUUCUUGAAGUCACUCUAGAGGGCAGCAAACAUGACAGAUGAAAGCGGUGACAUGCUGGAGACCAGAUAUAGGUCUCUUGUAACAAAACCAUCAUUUGCCUCCGAGCUGAAGCAGUACAAUCUCUACUUCGCUGGUACAAGACCAACCCAACAGCUUCAAAUCCAUGAGAGGAAGGGGAUGCCCGUCGUGUAUGGAGUCCUCAAGCUGUACUGGGGAACGCAGCAGGUGAUACGCCUCAAGAAAGAAGAGCCAUCAUGGAAACGCAAGAGCACGCGUCUGCCCUGCGAGAACGGACUCGACGAGAAACUCAUGAAUGCCAUGGGAAGCGGCGCGAGAAACAGGCGCUCCCUGAAACUGCGCGAUAGUGUCGGCGACAUUCCCGAGGAGAACGACGGGUCCGAUAACGACCACAGCCACGAGGAAGGCAACAAUGGGGUUUCAAAAAAAGAGGACAAUUUGGCCACCUUUGAACGAUUGAGAAUGUCUAACUCAUUGCCCAGGGAUGCCUUGAACAAUCACGAUGUGGUCGCAGAGAUUGAGAAGGCAGCGAACGGAUCGCCAAAUGGCGAUAUUGAACAGAAAGAGCUUUCAUCAACGAUGCCAAAGAAGUCAAAUUUAAGGAGGAGAACGAUGUCUUUCAGCGGGCAUCUCUAUAAUAGCAAGACGAGGGUGUUCAGACCGAGAUAUGGAACGGUUUCAAACGUGAGAGCUUCCAGUACACAAUCGACCAUCGAGGUCAUCAAACUACUACUUACUAAAUUCGCAGUGGAGAACCCUCCUGAGGAGUUCAGUCUGUUUUCAGUGUCGAACAGUGGAGGUACGCAAGAGCUGAAGACCCAUGAUUUCCCUCUCCUCAGGAGGAUACAGCUCGGUCCUGAUGAGAAUGUGGCGAAGAUCUUCGUCAUGGAGAGAAAAACUUCUCAGGUUUCCCAAGAGGUGGCCCAAUAUGUCAACUUACCAUUCCCAGUGCUACAGGCAAUCCUUCAGAAGUUCAAAGAGGAAGAAAACAAAGAGGUCGAAGAGAUAAAAAAGAAAUACUCAAUAUACCAGGCAACCUUAAAGAAAAAAAUGGAAGUCCUUAUCGAGAGCACUAGUUUAGAUACUAGGUUGUAGGAGUUUGUGAAUGUGGUAGUUUUCCUUUUUGCAGUGAACUCAUCAUUAAAAGAGCAUUUCAUUUCUCUUAUCACCCUCACACAUUCCCUCUCAGUUUGCCCAAACCUCAUUUAUUCAACCUACUCACUAGGUGGUUUCAGACCGCCUCGAAGUUCGUCAGUUCCAGGUAUUUUCUGAUCGGGAAAUUUACCCGAUCAGAAAAUACCAGGUAAUAU
Molecule: messenger RNA, 1598 nt
Organism: Lytechinus variegatus (green sea urchin)
Lineage: Eukaryota; Metazoa; Echinodermata; Echinoidea; Temnopleuroida; Toxopneustidae
Product: ras association domain-containing protein 2-like
Exons: 10
Coding region: 301-1383 (360 amino acids)
Biological process (GO): signal transduction
Source: RefSeq, a predicted model, not a curated record